This is a messenger RNA of Episyrphus balteatus (marmalade hoverfly), 976 nucleotides long. RefSeq lists its product as uncharacterized. NCBI's taxonomy places the organism in Eukaryota, Metazoa, Arthropoda, Insecta, Diptera, Syrphidae. The transcript is spliced from 2 exons. The record is from RefSeq and is a predicted model, not a curated record. Bases 326 to 943 code for a protein of 205 amino acids.
UCGACAGCUGAUAGAGAACCUACCUAUUCGAAUAACACAGAGUGUCACUUUAUUACUGUAAAUGCAGUACCUUACUCAUUCCAACAAUGCUACAUGCUUGAAUUGACAUUGAUAUUGAUUUCAUUUGUACAAAAACAAUUCCACGAAAAAUUAUACCUUAACAAGAAUAGAAUUUUUUUUUUGUUUGCUUGAGUGAAUCUAAACGUUUGCAUAAUUAUUUUUAUUGUUUAUUUUUGUCUCUGUAAAAUCAUUUCCAUUAAAAGUGUUUUUAAUUGAUCUGUCAUUACAUCAAUUCAAAUUGAAAUUGAAAGGUCUACAAAACAAAAUGAGUUCGAAAAAAGUAGUACAAAAAUUCCAUAUAAAAAUAAAUAUCAGAAAAAAAACACACAAACGAAAGCUUUUCUUUUAUGAUGAAAAUGCAAAUGAUAUCACCGAAGAAGUCGAAAAAGAAGAACCUUCUCAAAAUAUCGUUGGUGUACCCGAAGACGAAAUCGCUGUUGUACAUUCAGAAGCUGAAAAUUCAUCAAUAAUUAUUACCAUCAACGAUGACAGCGGCUGUUUUUCAUCCGAUACAAGUUUAAAAGCAGAAGAAGCUGCUCCUCAACGUAAAUCAAAACGACUACUCGUUACCCAAAGGACAGGGAUCGAUGAAAGUUUCUGGGAUAUAAAUGACAGCAAUCAAGAAGGCUUCAUUGCAAUUUAUGUUAAGAAAAGUCUGCCCGAAUCUUCAAAACAACAACCACAACCACCAUUACCAACAGCACCAACACAACACUUUGUUACAAUUGGAAGGUCUGAAGAAUUACCACAAGAAUUGGAAACGGUGUCAGUCCAGGUGGGAGCUGAAUUUUCCUUGAGGACUACUCUGGGCAAUGGCAGAAGGAAGAAAAGAGUUAUUAUUCAACGUAAGAAUGAAUGGAGGAAAUUUAAUUUUAGACAUUAAUCAAUUGUGUUAGGUCGUUUUUUUUUUUUUUUU